This is a messenger RNA of Pongo pygmaeus (Bornean orangutan), 2389 nucleotides long. It is a transcript of the gene NCBP3, whose product is annotated as nuclear cap binding subunit 3. The record is from RefSeq and is a predicted model, not a curated record. The transcript is spliced from 14 exons. Gene Ontology annotation, cellular component: nucleus. Gene Ontology annotation, molecular function: mRNA binding; RNA 7-methylguanosine cap binding. NCBI's taxonomy places the organism in Eukaryota, Metazoa, Chordata, Mammalia, Primates, Hominidae. Bases 92 to 1990 code for a protein of 632 amino acids.
CUACGGCGGCUGCUCUGUGGCCAGUGGCAGCGGCGCUCUAGCCGGCGGCCGUGAGUGGGGGGGCUGUCAGUGGUGCGGCCGGCAGGCAGCGAUGGCGGCCGUACGGGGCCUGCGGGUGUCGGUGAAGGCGGAGGCCCCGGCGGGGCCGGCCCUGGGGCUCCCGUCCCCUGAGGCGGAGUCCGGUGUUGACCGUGGCGAGCCGGAGCCCAUGGAGGUGGAGGAGGGCGAACUGGAAAUCGUGCCCGUGCGGCGCUCGCUCAAGGAACUGAUCCCGGACACGAGCAGAAGAUAUGAAAACAAGGCUGGCAGCUUCAUCACUGGAAUUGAUGUCACCUCCAAGGAAGCAAUUGAAAAGAAAGAGCAGCGAGCCAAGCGCUUCCAUUUUCGAUCGGAAGUAAAUCUUGCCCAAAGAAAUGUAGCCUUGGACCGAGACAUGAUGAAGAAAGCAAUCCCCAAGGUGAGACUGGAGACAAUCUAUAUUUGUGGAGUAGAUGAGAUGAGCACCCAAGAUGUCUUUUCCUAUUUUAAAGAAUAUCCUCCAGCUCACAUCGAAUGGUUGGAUGAUACCUCCUGUAAUGUAGUUUGGCUGGAUGAAAUGACAGCCACACGAGCACUUAUCAAUAUGAGCUCCCUGCCUGCACAGGAUAAGAUAAGAAGCAGGGAUGCCAGUGAGGACAAGUCAGCUGAGAAGAGGAAAAAAGAUAAGCAGGAAGACAGUUCAGAUGAUGAUGAAGCUGAAGAAGGAGAGGUUGAAGAUGAGAACUCAAGUGAUGUAGAGUUGGACACGUUGUCUCAGGUAGAAGAGGAGUCUUUGUUAAGAAACGAUCUUCGUCCAGCUAACAAACUUGCUAAAGGAAAUAGGUUAUUCAUGAGAUUUGCUACAAAAGAUGACAAAAAGGAACUUGGAGCAGCCAGAAGAAGUCAGUAUUACAUGAAAUAUGGGAAUCCAAAUUACGGAGGCAUGAAAGGAAUUCUUAGCAAUUCCUGGAAGCGAAGAUAUCAUUCCCGUCGUAUUCAGCGGGACGUGAUCAAGAAGAGAGCCCUGAUUGGGGAUGACGUUGGCUUGACGUCGUAUAAACAUCGACAUUCUGGGCUAGUGAAUGUUCCUGAGGAACCCAUUGAAGAGGAGGAAGAGGAGGAGGAGGAGGAAGAGGAAGAGGAAGAAGAAGACCAGGACAUGGAUGCAGAUGACAGAGUGGUGGUAGAGUACCACGAGGAGCUCCCGGCUCUCAAGCAGCCCCGGGAGCGGAGCGCGUCUAGACGAUCCAGUGCCAGCAGCUCAGACUCAGAUGAAAUGGACUAUGAUCUAGAACUGAAAAUGAUUUCCACGCCUUCACCAAAGAAAAGCAUGAAAAUGACUAUGUAUGCUGACGAAGUGGAGUCUCAGUUGAAAAAUAUUAGGAACUCCAUGAGGGCAGAUAGUGUAUCUUCAAGCAAUAUCAAAAACCGAAUUGGUAACAAAUUACCACCUGAGAAAUUUGCAGAUGUCCGACAUCUAUUAGAUGAGAAACGUCAGCACUCCCGUCCACGGCCACCAGUCAGCAGUACUAAAUCAGAUAUACGCCAGCGGUUAGGAAAAAGACCACAUUCUCCGGAAAAGGCUUUUAGUAGUAACCCAGUCGUUCGGAGAGAGCCCUCUUCUGAUGUGCAUAGUAGGUUAGGUGUUCCCAGGCAAGAUAUUAAAGGCCUCUACGCCGAUACUCGGGAGAAGAAAUCAGGUAAUUUAUGGACUCGCCUAGGAUCUGCACCCAAGACCAAAGAAAAGAAUACGAAGAAAGUGGAUCACAGGGCACCUGGCGCUGAGGAAGACGACUCUGAGCUGCAAAGGGCGUGGGGGGCUCUGAUUAAGGAGAAAGAGCAGUCUCGCCAAAAGAAGAGCCGCUGUUACCAGCACCCUUUUCCCAAGAAAAGUCAAUUCCCAGGUGCUUAUUGGACAUCCUUCGAGGGGGAAGAGGAGGGAAGCGGCCAGCUCACCCUUCCGGGACCCUAGUGUGGGGGCGAAUCUCACGGACCUGACCUCAGAGGUGCACCAGUGCCGCCCAGGUAGAUAAGAGCUGCAGCAUUGACUGUGCUUCCGUCCUUCCCUCGGGGAUUGCUCAUGGGCCUCUUACUUGCUGUCAGCUUGAUGUGAAGAUCAACUUCAGUGCUGUGGGAUUUUUAGGAACAAAAAACUGUGACGUCUGGAUUUGGGGUUGAUUUUUGUGCUAGGGGUGGGGUUAUGGGUUAAUGUUGAAGAAUUUUUAAGUCUGUAUUAUGUUUAAAACACGAAUGAUUUGAAAGUUUAAAUUUUUAAGUUUUAUAUGUGGAAAUUCUUCCUGUUGGCUAAAGGGGAAGCUCAAGUGGUGUCUUCUUUUGUGCUGUUAAAUAUAUAUUCUAUUCUUUGGAAGAA